Messenger RNA from Propithecus coquereli (Coquerel's sifaka), 1437 nucleotides. RefSeq names its product neurensin 1 (gene NRSN1). Gene Ontology annotation, cellular component: transport vesicle; neuronal cell body; neuron projection. The transcript has 4 exons. Gene Ontology annotation, biological process: nervous system development. The record is from RefSeq and is a predicted model, not a curated record. NCBI's taxonomy places the organism in Eukaryota, Metazoa, Chordata, Mammalia, Primates, Indriidae. Bases 273 to 860 code for a protein of 195 amino acids.
GGCGGCGGCGGCUGCGCGGGCCUGGGCUGCGCGGGCACGCGGGGCGCCGGCUGUCAAUCACGCGCAGGCUGAGCUCCACGAGGCGGAGCGGCGGUGACGGCGGCGGCGGCGGCGGCGGCAGCGAUGGGACCCCAGCGAGAGAUCUGCGGCUAGGCUAGCUGCACUUGCUCCACGGGUCAGGGGAUCGGAGGGGGAUUGAAAAAUGUGCCAUUAAAAAGAAAGGUCAAAGAAUAAACAAGAAGAAGAAGAAGAGGACUUCAAAGGCGGGAAGGAUGAGUUCUUGCAGUAACGUCUGUGGGUCCAAGCAGGCACAGGCUGCAGCCGAGGGCGGGUACCAGCGCUAUGGAGUCCGGUCCUACCUACACCAGUUUUAUGAGGACUGUACUGCCUCAAUCUGGGAGUAUGAGGAUGAUUUCCAGAUCCAGAGAUCACCUAACAGGUGGAGCUCAGUAUUCUGGAAGGUCGGACUCAUCUCAGGUACAGUCUUCGUGAUUCUCGGAUUGACUGUUCUGGCGGUGGGCUUUCUUGUGCCCCCCAAAAUCGAAGCGUUUGGCGAAGCUGACUUCGUGGUGGUCGACACGCAUGCCAUCCAGUUUAACGGUGCCCUCGACAUGUACAAGCUGGCAGGAGCUAUUCUCUUCUGCAUCGGGGGCACGUCCAUGGCAGGGUGCCUGCUGAUGUCCGUGUUUGCAAAAAGCUACUCCAAAGAAGAAAAGUUCCUUCAGCAAAAGUUUAAAGAGCGAAUUGCAGACAUCAAGGCCCACCCUCAGCCAGUUACAAAAGCUCCAGGCCCAGGGGAAACAAAGAUUCCAGUCACUUUGUCCAGAGUUCAAAACGUCCAGCCUCUAUCAGCAACCUGAAAUGUUCCCCACCCCAGUCCUUCCUGUCUGAUUGAUGCACAUGGUUAAAAGGAGCAGGCCAGUUUUUGAGGUGACAGGGAUUUGGUGUUGACUGCCCCAGGGCCGCGUUCGGCUGUGGGCAGCAGAAUGGGUGAACUCGCGCUGGCUCAGUUCAGGUGGCUCUGGUGAAGGUCGAUGCCAUGUGUCAACCUAUGCACAUGCAUCUAGCUGCUUACAAAGGGUGUUUCUGUGUGCCCACCAGGAGGCCUCCGCAACACCUCUUUCACGUAUCAUGACUGUGUGUUAUUUCCCGUGUUAUUUGAAAGUGCUGAACAGUUUAGGCCAGUCCACCAGUGGCUAACGUGGACCGUUUUAUUUUCUAAUAUUGAUUUUUCUAAUCUUUCCUGCGUGGUGCUGUCUUCCAUGCCUGUCUCAUGAUGUGUAAGAUAUCGUCAUGUGUGUUCACAGAAACAUGGAAUUAUCUGAUUUUAACCCAAACAUUAGUCUUUGAACUGUACCUUGACGUGAGGUUCCUGAGCUUGGAUACAAAGUUAUCAGCAUUCGCCACAAAUCUUUUUGCUUUCCCCAGAUUUUUUUU